Messenger RNA from Neopsephotus bourkii (Bourke's parrot), 1264 nucleotides. RefSeq names its product IQ motif containing K (gene IQCK). The transcript is spliced from 9 exons. The coding region runs from base 101 to 826 and encodes 241 amino acids. The record is from RefSeq and is a predicted model, not a curated record. Lineage: Eukaryota; Metazoa; Chordata; Aves; Psittaciformes; Psittacidae. Gene Ontology annotation, molecular function: protein binding.
GCGGCUCCCGCCGACCCGGAAGAGGAACGUGGCCACGCCCGCCCCGCCGAGGGGACUGGCGGCGCGGUUGCCGUGGCAACACAACACAACACAAGGCGGCAUGGCGGAGGGCGGGCGGGAGCCGAGCCUCUGGGAGCGCGUGUGCGCAGAGUAUGAAGCAGAGCAGCCUCAAUUUCCAGAUGGUCCUGAAUCAAAACAAGAAUAUGUGUCUUUGGAAGCAGGAAUAGCACAGCCAUUAUGUAUGGAACAAUUUUUUUCAGCCCCUGCAGCUGAUACUUCUGUCCAACAGUUGCUUUCCACACCCAAGGCAGAUCCCCUUCCAGAACCACCUGAUGCAAAAACGUGUCCUCCUCGAGAAUACUUAGAGUAUUACAUAUUUCCAGUACUCUUACCCGGAAUGGUGGAACUCUUGCAUCGAGCACAGGAGGAAAAGUGUUUUGAGAGAAUAAGGACCAAAUUUAUUGCCUGUGAUUUCCUCACCGAGUGGUUAUACAACAAUAACCCAAAGAGGAAAGAUGAGUCAUUCACAGAAUUCUUUUCCAUUCCUUUUGUUAAGGACUGGCUAAAGGACCAUCCUAGACGACCAAUUCCUCUCUCUCUCCUUCUAUCAGAAGAAGAAGCAAGCAUAAUAAUUCAGUCCUUCUGGAGAGGUUAUCGGGUCCGCUGUGACAGUGAAGUACAAGAGCUACGUCAGUGGCAAAAGAAGUUGAGAGAGGAAAAAAACAUUGUUAAGAUAGUGAAAGAAUUCUGGACUAUUCAGGAAGCCAAAGGAUGUGACACAGGGGCAUACACAUCGCAAGAUCUGCUUUUGGUUUCAUGCAGCUGAUGUUCUACCAUGAGAUUGAUUAGGAAAACUCUUCCCAGCGUGCAUUUAUCUAGGGCUGUCCAUAUCAAUUCUGUCAGUAUCUGCACCUUAAAUCAUCCAUUUGAAACUGGACAUAAUUUCCUGCAGCUGGCUUCCUAGCUGGUAUCCCACAUAGCUCCAGCUGUAUUUUUGCUUUCAUGUUUCCAAGAAGAAACAUUUGGGUUUUUGUUAAUGACCUGGUUAAUUUGUUUUGUGCCUCCCUGCAGUGGACAAACCCCAUCUAGCCAUGAUUCUGAGCGGUGUGUUAUGCAGAUGCAGUACUGCUGACACAUCACUGGAAAUGAAAAAUGCCUGUCCUACAAUGAAAGGAAUCUGAAAAUAUUUGAACUUUUUAAUGAAAAUACCUAAAUCUUCAUUCAUCACUUAUGUGAACAAAACACUCUCCUGACACUGUUACAA